Musa acuminata subsp. malaccensis (wild Malaysian banana) is the source of this 2728-nucleotide messenger RNA. Its product is annotated as pentatricopeptide repeat-containing protein At4g39530. Gene Ontology annotation, molecular function: protein binding. The record is from RefSeq and is a predicted model, not a curated record. Lineage: Eukaryota; Viridiplantae; Streptophyta; Magnoliopsida; Zingiberales; Musaceae.
UAUGAUAUGGCCUUAUGAGCUCUAAAUCGGCAGCGUACGACCUGCUUCCGAGAGCCCAAAACCUCGUGCGUCUUUUGCAGUCAUGCAUCUCCGAUCGAACCCACCGCCGCCGCCUCCCCCCCAUCCACGCCCAAUCCGUCGUCGCUGGCGUCGAAUCCGACCUCUUCUUGAACAACCUUCUCCUCAAUGGCUACUCCAAGGCGGGCCGCCUCCGAGAAGCCCGGCAGCUGUUCGACAGAAUGCCCCGGACUAACCUAAUAUCUUGGUCCACGAUGAUCUCCAUGUGUGCGCAGCAUGGACGAGAGGAGGAAGCCAUUGCCCUCUUUUCGCGCUUCCGGAGGUCCUCCUUCGGGUGCCCUAAUGAGUUCAUCCUCGCCAGCGUCCUUCGUGCCUGCGUCCAGUUGCGUGCGGACAGUUUUGCCUGCCAAGUUCAGGAUCUUGUCGUAAAGACUGGUUUCUGUUCGGACGUAUUUGUGGGUACUGCAUUGAUCAACUUCUAUGCGAAAAUUGGAUGCAUGGAUGAGGCGAUGUUAAUAUUCGAUGAGCUGCCGGUGAGGAACUCGGUCACCUGGACCGCAGUCAUCACAGGGUAUUCUCAAGUAGGGAAAAGCUGGAUAUCGUUGGAGCUAUUCGAUGAAAUGAGGGAGUCGGGAGUUGAGCCCGACAGGUUUGUUCUUUCGAGUGUCAUCAGUGCUUGUUCGGCUGAAGAUUUUCUUGAAGGCGGAAGGCAAAUCCAUGGUCAUCUGUACAGGGGCGGAACCGAUAUGGAUAUUUCGAUCAACAAUGUUCUCAUUGACCUGUAUUGCAAGUGCGACAGAGUACGAACUGCACGAGGGCUGUUUGAUCGGAUGUGCGUCAGAAACCUUGUCUCAUGGACCACAAUGAUUGCUGGGUACAUGCAAAAUUCAUUAGAUUCUGAAGCGAUUGAUUUGUUCUCAGAAAUGACCCAAUUAGGAUGGCAGGCAGAUAGAUUUGCUUGCACAAGUGUUCUCAGUUCUUGUGGGUCCUUGAUGGCCUUACUGCAAGGGAAGCAAGUGCAUGGAUAUGCCAUCAAGGCGAAUUUGGAUGCCGAUGAGUAUGUUAAGAAUGGGCUUCUUGAUAUGUAUGCCAAAUGCAAUUCUUUGGAUUGUGCGAGAGUCGUCUUUGAUGUCAUAUUCGAACAUAAUGUGAUCUCUUUUAAUGCCAUGAUCGAAGGAUAUGCCAGGCAUGAGAAGCUGGUUGAGGCGGUUAGUCUGUUCAACAGGAUGAGAUCCGGAACAUUGAAUCCAACCCUUCUGACAUUUGUGAGCCUACUUGGUGUAUCUGCAUCAUCGUCAGCUGUGGAUUUGAGCAAACAGUUUCAUAGCCUUAUGAUCAAAUUUGGAGCAGCAUUGGACUUAUUCGCAGGUAGCGCUCUGGUUGAUGUUUACUCUAAGUGCUCAUUUGUUGAUGAUGCGAGAGCCAUUUUUGAUGAGAUGGAAAACAAGGAUCUCGUGGUGUGGAAUGCGAUGAUUUAUGGGUACACUCAGAAUGGGCAAGGGGAAGAGGCCCUCAAGCUCUUCCAUCAACUCCAAGUUUCCAGUUUGACACCUACGGAAUUCACUUUUGUUGCACUGGUCACUGUAGCUAGUAAUCUUGCAAGCCUAUUCCAUGGGUUACAGUUUCAUAGCUUGAUCAUUAAGGCAGGAGUAGAUUUGGAUCCCCAUGUCUCGAAUGCGCUUGUUGACAUGUAUGCAAAAUGUGGUUGCAUCAUUGAGGCAUGGAGAUUAUUUGAUUCAACGCGUGGAAGAGAUGUUGUGUGUUGGAACUCAAUGAUCUCAAGAUAUGCACAACACGGGCAAGCUGAAGAAGCCCUAAAGAUUUUUCAGCUGAUGCAUGAUGAGGAAAUUGAACCAAACUAUGUCACAUUUGUUGGUGUGCUAUCAGCAUGCAGCCAUGCAGGGCUUGUUGAGGAAGGGCUGCAUCAUUUCUAUUCUAUGAGAGACAAAUAUGGGGUUGUACCAGGAAUUGAACAUUAUGCUUCUGUUGUUAGUCUCUUGGGUAGAGCAGGAAAGGUGCUCGAGGCUAAGGAAUUUAUUGAGCAAAUGCCAAUUGAGCCAGCUGCAAUUAUUUGGAGGAGCUUGCUUAGUGCAUGUCAAGUGUCUGGUGAUGUCGAAUUGGGAAAGUAUGCAGCUGAAAUGGCGAUAUCAGCAAACCCCAAAGACAGUGGACCUUAUGUGUUAUUAUCAAAUAUCUUUGCUUCCAAGGGAAUGUGGGUCGAUGCGGAGAAGGUUAGGAAGGGAAUGGAUUGCAGUUUGGCAUCAAAAGAACCAGGAUAUAGUUGGAUCGAAGUGAUGAAGGAGGUACAUGUGUUCAUCGCUAGAGGUAGGGAGCACCGGCAAGCAGACUUGAUCUACUUCAUGUUGGAUGGGCUAACAAAACUUAUCAAAGAUGUUGGAUAUGUACCGGAUAUCACCCUACUGUCGACCAAUGAUGGAAAUGAUUAAGGUCAUCUUGAGCAGAGUUGUUUACAUCUUAUGCUGCAUCAUAUCCGAUCCAAAUAGCUAGUCGUGUAAUAUGCAUAAUAGAUGUACAUUGGAUAAGGAGUUGAUUUCAAUUCUGGGAUCCUUGUAUUAUCGAAGGGCACAAGUCCUCAAAAUUUUGGGAUAGGGGAGUAUGUCCUUUAGUUAUAAUGGAUUGUGUCUGUAUAAUUUUUCCUAGAUUUCAAUGAAAGGCAAAAUAUUCUUGUAUCAUGUUCCCAUAAGUUCAG